GCUGUUGACGCUGAUUGGCUGCUUGCCUGCUGCGGCUCGUCGGAGCAGACGGACAAACAUGGACGUCACAUGUGAGAGAAUGACCUGAUCAUGGACCGUAGAGCCCGCCGCGGGAACAACCAGCACCGACACACAGUGGAGGAUCGACAGGAAGCAUGACCGAGGAGAAAUGUCCCCAGCUGGUGGACUACUUUGUAGUGGCUGGCCUGGACCCCGCGGGGCCGUGGAGGCCCCUGGACGAGGACGGGAAGGCCGCCGCCGCCUCCUCGACGACGUCCUCGUCUUCUUCUUCGACGGGCCGGGCGGCGGAGCCCGUGACGGACCUGGUGGUGAUCGCCCGGGGGCUCGGGGAGGACGUUCCCGAGGGCUUCACCUGCAUCGAGAAGACGCUGGGCGGACACUCGGCCGAGCUGAGCGCCGGCCUCAUCAACAACCCGCACCUGUACCUGUGUUACCGCCGGGGGCGGGACAAGCCGCCCAUCCUGGACCUGGGGCUGCUGCCCAGCAAGGGCGAGGUGGCGCCGCACACCUUCUGCAGAGUCGACAAGAACCUGAACACGGGCAUGUGGGGUCCAGCGCUGCACGUGUGCUACAAGAGAGCCGUGGCCACGGCCAACGCCCUGGUGUUCGAGGCCGAUCUGAUCAGCCGCUACCCGGAGGAGGACCUGGACUCGUUCCCUCUGCCCGAGUCGGUGCCGGUCUUCUGCCUGCCGAUGGGCGUCACCGUGGAGAGCUGGCCUCAGAACACCAAGUACCAGCUGCCCGUCUUCUCCACCUUCGUCCUCACCUCCGCCUCCGGGGACAAGGUUUACGGCGCCGCCAUCCAGUUUUACGAGUCGUUCUGCAGAGAGCUGCUGUCGGAGCGGCAGAGCAUCCGCCUCGGUCUGCUGAGCGUCGUCGACCGGCGGCCCAUCACCAACCGCAGCCUGCAGGUGAAGACGAGCAUCUGCGUCCUCUCUCACUGGCCCUUCUUCACCGUCUUCCAGAAGUUCCUCACCUUCGUCUACAGAUACUCCAUCUCCGGGCCCCACGUGCUGCCGAUCGAGAAACACAUCUCCAGCUUCAUGCACAACGUCCCGUUUCCUUCCCCUCAGCGUCCUCGAAUCCUCGUUCAGGUAAGACCGACGAAAUGUUUCGCCGUCAUUGCAUUAGGUUUCUUCCUGCAGAGCGCCUCGACGCUGCUUCCUCUUAAAGGCAGCUCUUCCUCCCCACAGUUGCCAGGUCUGAUGGACGGCGUCAAUAAAACUGAUCAAACAGUUUGUUCCAGGCGGGAGGAUGAAUCUUCCCCGUCAGCAGGGUCAUGGUCGGAAUCUGUCCUGGAAGUUUGUAACUCCUGUUUCUGUGUCCAGAUGACGUUCCCGCUCCGCUGGCUCUGUCCCUACAUCCCUCUGUGCCCGCUGCAGAUGGCAGACGUGUUGCUGGCACCCAUGCCCUUCAUCGUGGGCGUCCACUCCAGCUACUUCGACCUGCACGACCCCCCCACCGACGUGGUGUGUGUCGACCUGGACGCCAACACCAUCUUCCAGUCAGAUGACAAGAAGCCACUGUCAUGGCGUUCGUUGCCCAGGAAACACGGAAAGAUGCUGUUCAACGUCCUCAGCAACCUCCACAAGACGCUGGAGAAGAUUUGCACUCCCGGCCAGGAGGAGGCGACGCUGGAGUUCCUGCUGACCGACUACGACCAAAUCUACAGGCGUCAGAAGCAGCUGGAGCUGGAGAUCCAGGAGGCCUUCCUGCGCUUCAUGAGCUGCCUGCUGCGAGGCUACAGAGCCUUCCUGCUGCCCAUCACGCAGGCGCCGUCCGACACCACCACCGACUGCAGCUCCCUGUUCAACCUGCAGGGUUUCCUGAAGUCUCGGGAUCGAACGCAGCAGAAGUUUUACAGCCAGCUGACCAGGACGCAGAUGUUCACCCAGUUCAUCGAGGAGUGCUCGUUCGUCAGCGACCGCCACGCCUGCCUCGAGUUCUUCGACGAGUGCGUGCAGAAGGUGGACGUGGAGAAGCCGGAGGAGGUGAGGCUGAUCGACCUGGACGAGACGCACAGCGGCGAGCACACCGUCUUCAUCAUGCCUCCCGAGGAACCGCAGGAACCGGAUGGGUCUGAGUGCCCCGCCCUCUACAGCUAUGAGACCUUCCCCACCCUCAAACUAGAGCUCUUCGACCAACCCCAGGACCAGCUCCGCGUCCCAGCCAAGGGCAGCGCCCCCAGUAGCCCCGCCCCCCGUCGCACCAAACAGGAGAUCAAGUUGGCUCAGAAACGGGCGCAGAAGUACUCGGCAGUGCCGGACAUGUGGUCCAAGUGCCUGCUGGGUCACUGCUACGGCCUCUGGUUCAUCUACCUGCCCACCUUCGUCCGUGCGGAGACCGCCAAGGUCCGCGCCCUGCACACGGCCUACGACGUCCUCAAACACAUGGAGAACCGCAAGGUGGUGCUGCCGGAUGAGGUGUGUUACCGGAUCCUGAUGCAGCUGUGUGGUCAGUUUGGGCAGCCGGUCCUCGCCGUCCGAGUCUUGCUGGAGAUGAAGAAGGCGGGAAUCACACCGAACACCAUCACCUACGGAUACUACAACAAGGCGGUGCUGGAGAGCAAGUGGCCGUCGACCAAUCAGGGCGGGCGUCUCCGCUGGGCCAAGCUGAGGAACGUCCUGCUGGCUGUGGCCCAGUUCAGACAGCCAAUCAAACGGCGGCAGAAGAGCGGCUCCGUGGGUUCGCGAGGAGAAACGGCGGCGGAGUUUGACCGAAGGCCCCGCCCCCAGUCCUCUCUGAUUCGUCAGUCCAGUUGGAGCGGUCUGAGCGAAAGCUCGAGUCACGAGUCUCUGACUGGCCCGCUGGUGAAGAGCAACAGUCUGAGCAGCAUGAAGAUGGCGAGCGACAAGGUCAAACCGGGUAAGAAGUCCGUCCUCCGUGAGGCGGGGGCCAAUGGCUGCGCAGACGCCGUCUCCCGUAAACCCCCGCUGGGACGGCGGGACGCGUCCACGCCGCCUCCGGCGCCCUCUGGUGGAGUUCUGGUUCAGCGCAGUCAGGUGUGCCUCUCCAGCUUCUACAGAGAGUGCGUGGAGUUGGCCGACUCGGAGCUGGACUUCAGCUGCACGCCCGAGGCAGACAGACGACCUGCAGACGUGCAGGGCUCGGCCGGCAGGAGCAAAGCUGUCGAUGAGAACUACAACAACGUCUCCUCCCCGAGCCGAGGAGGACUGGCGGGCAAACUGCAGCAACUCCUCACGCCGACCAAACACCGAGCGUCCGUGCGACGAGCCGCCAGCGUGGGCGACCGGCGCCCGGGAGGAGGGGGAGGAGCGGGAGGAGGAGGAGUGAUUGGACGGAGAGUGUCGGACCAGAGGGCGUCGAGGAAAGGUCAAGUGGCCGAAACGCUCCUGAAAGCAAAGGAGAAGCUGGUCAACGCCACAUCAGAGAGCUCGCUGUCUGUAGGAAGUGACCUCGACUUGAUGGAUGUGCCGAGUCCGGCGUAUCCUCUACGCCGGUCCUGGGACGCCAAUCAGGAGGGGGCGGGAAUAGAGGUGUUGAUGUCCAGCUGCUCGCUUUGUCGUAGCUGCAACUCGCUGGUUUACGACGAGGAGAUCAUGGCGGGCUGGACAUCAGACGACUCCAACCUGAACUCCUCCUGUCCGUUCUGCAGCUCCUCCUUUGUUCCCUUCCUGAACGCCGAGAUCUGCGACCUUGGACCCGUCAGCAGUGCGGACCGCUGCAACUGGAACCUGGAGGACGAGGUGGAGAGCGCCGUGAGGCCCCCCAGUGGUCACGAGGCGUCCCUGCGACCCCAGUGUAACGGGCUGAGCGAGGACUCCAGCUCCGAGACCAGCAGCUACUCCGAGACCAGCAGGACCACCACGGGUUCGUCGGCGGGCGGAGUUCCCCAGGUGACCGUGGCCUACCUGAGCCCUCUGGUUCUGAGGAAGGAGCUGGAGAGUCUGCUGGAGAACGAAGGCGAGGCGGUGCUGGCCCAGCCUCAGUUCCUGGACAACCACUCCAUCAUCUUCUGGAACCUGGUGUGGUACUUCCAGCGCCUCGGCCUGCCCAGCAACCUGCUGCAGCUGGUCCGAGCCUCGCCGCUGGUCAGCCAGUUCUCACAGUCGGAGAACUCGGCAGUGAGGGUGAGACUCCUGUGGGACACCCUGACCCCCGACACAGACCAGUGGCCCCCCCUCUACGUCCUCUGGAGGAUCCACAGUGGCGUCCUGAUGAGAAGCUACAGCUGGCGGAGGCACAACCACCCGUUCACCCUGUCCUUCCUGGAGGAGGUGCUGCGGUGGGUGGGCAUGAAUGAGGUGCACAAGGCCGUCACGCUCUUCCUGGACACGCUGGCCAAACAGCCGGGAACCCCCAGGAUCCAGAGGAGUCUGUACAGAGAGUUCCUCUUCCUCACUCUGGCAGCUAUGGGCAAAGAUCACGUCGCGGCGUUCGAUAAGAAGUACAAGGCGGCGUACUCUCGGCUCAGCGGUACUCUGGGUCGGGAGGAGCUGCGGAAGAAGCGAGCACAGCCUCCCAGCCCGAAGGCCAUCGACUGCAGACGCAGCUUCCACCCGCCUCUUGAAUGCUGAAACGGGUCCUGGUGACUUCCCCCGCGCUCGUUCAUCCCUGUGAGGGGAAAACGGCGAGCCUUCGGAUCCCCGCUGCCUUCACCUGCUCGUGUUCUUCACCUCUCUGCUGCCUCCAGGUGGAGGUCGGAGUGCCGCACUCCUUCCUGUCCUGUCCUUCUUUUGCCUCGUCGGUGUGAAUCCAGAUGCUUUACGGCUCCAUCAACGAUCCUGAAAGUAGAUCCGGCAGCAGGAGACAAAAAGGACGCACUUCUCUCAGCAGCAUUCUGAGCCGUGAUUGGUGCAGCGUCGAAGGCGAGGGCUCGUCAGAAGCUCGGGCUGGGCUGAUUUAAAGAUGCGCUGCAUGGUCACGGGCGAGCCUCACAGUUUGUUUUUAAAGCGUGGUUGAGAACUUUCAGACGUUUUUUAUUAGUGUUUUUGAAUGACUCAUGGUGCUGGGAGUCGGCCCGUCACAAUGAAGCUGCAGUUUGAGUCUUUCCAUGUGACCGCAGAGGCCAAGGUUAGGACCUCUCAGAUCCUCCAGUCACCGCUGGAUUCCCUCUGCAGCUUUGUGGUGCUGGUGCACGUCAGCGAAGCCGACCCGGAGAAGCACGACUGAAGCAGGUGACCUGACACGAGCUUCCACGGAGGCGGAGUGAAAGUCUCGGCGAGCGAGUUAGCAAGUACAACAACGGUCACCUGUAAAACCUGACCGGCGACAAAGAUCACGAUCAUAACGAGUAGAAUAACCUCCCACACACACAUCCUCUCAUCCACCGCCCGCUGCCUGACCUCCACGAUGAAGCUUGAACUAUUUCCUGUUAGAAUCCAGAUGGCAGUACAGGAAGUUCCCCUCAUCAUCUGUGUUUGGACCUGGAGACUCACCUGGAGGCCCGACGCACUCAUUCGGGAAGUGCUGUGUGAUGUGAAAUCUGUAUUAUAACAAAGUGUAGAUAUUUAUGGCUCUAAUAAAGCAGAGGGUGUAAUGAACAGGUUGUUUCAGCGGCAGAAUGCAGAGCAGAGCUUUUUGAUGGAGCUCAGCGACUCAGCGUUAAGGCUGAAGAGGAAAGAGGAGGGAUGCACGCUGUCGUGUGUUGAUGCUCGAAAGCUUCGCUGGUGUCAGCUCAGAGCGUCUGGUUUGGGACAAGCGAGGUCAGAGGAAAUAAACGAUCCAAUUUACAGACAAGUUCCCCUUGAAGGCGUCGCCUUCUCCUUCCUGUCCGCCCUGCGAGCACCAGCAGCUACCCUCGACAGCUCAGGCCUGACCGAGGAUUCCGCAGAUCCAGAUGAUUUGAAUCCUGAAUCGCUCCAUCACGUCUCUGAGGGUCUUCAAGUUGUACCAGGAGCAUUUAGCCUGCAUGGGGUCUUUUAUUUUGAAAUGUGGCUUGUUUCUGACUUCCUGUUCUCUGCUCUGAGUAGCUUGGUGUGGUUUCUGUCAAAAAUAGCACCCCUGCUUAUUUUGAGCAGCAGGAGUCAAGAGUGCCGCAUCACUGUGCCCACGGCAUUCUGGGUAACACACCUGACCUGAUCUGAGAGCUCAUUGGUUGUUCAGAUAAGCAGUGGGUGGAGCCUCUGCAGAUCUUUUAUUAGUUUUUUUUAAAUAUUAAAAAACAAAAAACGUCAUAUUUCCUUUUGAGGCCACGAUUGCUGCACGGCUGUUUUUGUUGGGUCGUGUGUGAUUGUCCUGAACCAGAUGCUCAGCAGUGCUAUGGAGCAUGCUCAGUUUGUGACCUGAUGCCCUUCACGUCUGGUCUGUCAGCUGACCCACAAAGCUAACAGUUUGCUCUGGGGCGUCUCAGCAGCAGCAGGAAUCAAACCGGCGACUUCUCACUGAUAUUUCCAGCUUCAUAUUUUUAGUGUCGUGGAGCAGCUUUGCAUGAUUCACAGUUCAAAAUAAUCCUCCUGUGUCAGGGCUCAGUCCUUAAUCACCCUCUGCUUUGGCUACUGUCUCUUAAGAUGCCAGCUUUCCUCUCAUUGGACAGCUCGCAGAAGCAUGCGGGGGGCAGAUGGCUGAAUAAAUGUAAGUGUUUGGUUUACAGGGGGGGCACUGUAACGUGUUAUGAGACUAAAGCACGCUCACGCUGACCUGGCUCCUGCUGCAGCCGAGCGCCCGGAGCCUGGCGUGAACUUCAAACUGUGGUUAAAUUCGUUUGAGUCUUUAACCAACCAGCUGACCGCCUGUGGUUAGAGCUCAGGCGGGCGUAUUUAAACUGAUAUUGUGUUUGCUGUUGUAAUUUAUAAAUGCUCGUGAUUUCAGUUGUAAAUGUUUUUUAAGAAAACAAAUAAAAGUGAGCAGAGUUUGCAAAUA
This is a messenger RNA of Neolamprologus brichardi, 6843 nucleotides long. The record is from RefSeq and is a predicted model, not a curated record. Lineage: Eukaryota; Metazoa; Chordata; Actinopteri; Cichliformes; Cichlidae.